AUGGCAGAGGAAAAUCAACUAGGUGUCUUUGAGGAGGAUACGCCGCUCACCCCAAUUCAUUCUCAAGCACCGACUAUGCACGCGCCACCACCACACGUGUCCCCUGCAGGCGUGCCACCAGCACAUCAGGGAGCUUCCCCAACUCAUUUUUCGCCACCUGCAUCUUCGGGCGCACACCCAGCUUAUUCAGAAGGGCAGCCAUCCUCUGCAACUGAUGAUCGUGCACGUAUUGUAGUACUCGAGAGCACGGUCAAUCAACUGGCUGCCACCAUGGCUACCAAUAUGACCGAGCUCAUGGCCCUACUUAAAAGCCCAAAUCGCGCUUCUUCGAGCUUCACCCCACCUCCUGGGUACGGGCCAGCGGUCGAUCCAAACCCAUGGGCCCAGCCGACCUUGAUUCUUGAUAAUGGAGAUACGUCUGCCCCAACGAUAGUGAACGCGCCGGCGGCCCAUCCGGUUAACAAUCUUCCAGCAUCGCUUUCUUUCUCGCACCCGGCUAAUCUCCCAACGGUCACUCAUGUCCCUUCAGCGACAAUGUCGGAACCGCCUAUACUCGUACCCCCACCGAUCUCCACGCUAGUCCCAGUUCCGGUCUCUGCGUCGGUCCCAGCUCCGACUUCCGCUGUCCCACCGCCGAUCAUAUUCUUGCCUAUAACCGCCCAGGCUUCUGCUCACACUGCUGAACCUCCCCCGUACCAAGCUCCAUAA
This is a messenger RNA of Punica granatum (pomegranate), 708 nucleotides long. Lineage: Eukaryota; Viridiplantae; Streptophyta; Magnoliopsida; Myrtales; Lythraceae. The record is from RefSeq and is a predicted model, not a curated record.